This is a messenger RNA of Vollenhovia emeryi, 8598 nucleotides long. RefSeq names its product unconventional myosin-IXb-like. Gene Ontology annotation, biological process: intracellular signal transduction. The transcript is spliced from 14 exons. Gene Ontology annotation, cellular component: myosin complex. The record is from RefSeq and is a predicted model, not a curated record. Gene Ontology annotation, molecular function: GTPase activator activity; protein binding; ATP binding. Bases 1430 to 8287 code for a protein of 2285 amino acids. Lineage: Eukaryota; Metazoa; Arthropoda; Insecta; Hymenoptera; Formicidae.
AAGCGCACGACCUGGAAGGGCGGGAGGGGGUGAUUUUAAAUUUCCACCGUGCGCAUCGUCGACCUCUCGCGGCGCGCACGUGCGCCGCGGCCGGAGCGAUCGGCGGAGGGGAAAAAAAAAACGUCGGGAUUAUAUUCCCGUCCUGUCUUCGCCCUUAAUAGCCGCCUUCUAAUAGCCCCUUGUCCCGGCCGCCCACGCGAUCCGCGACGUGCGUUCCUCUAUCUUGACGCGCUCGCUUUUUAAAUAGAGACGCGAGGCACCUGUUCCAUUCGCGUUACGCGUGUCGUCGCGCACGCGAGAGAGGCGUUUGUAUCGCGGCUAAAAUCAGGAUUGGUUUAUUUGAUGCGCGCGUAACGCGAUCCGUCCGCUGUAUCGAUUUUGAAAGUUUUGCCGUUUCCGCGUAAUGGUGCUCCAGCAACCGCGCUCGAAUGUGUCGAAACGACAGAUGUCCAAGUGCGACCCCAACUCCUCUUUCUCUCUCUCUCUCUACACACUGAUGCGCUCUACGUUUUCUUCUCCUUUCCAGAUAGGACACUUUUCUGACUUAGAAAGCUUUGUGCAAUAGACGGAAAUGACUGCAGCCGCAACUGUAACACUAUUGCAAUAAAAUAUGCUGAAAUACUCAAGAGGCACGAGAAUAUUUACAAUACGCUGAAGACCUUGGAUAUUUGUCGGAACAAGGAAACUAAGUUACUGCCUACCAACAAUAGCACGCCCACGCUUGUCACCUGUUCAGUGAAUGUUGUGAUAAUAAUUUAAUGCCGUCGGGGGGAGGAGGUACCAUUGGACAGUCCGUGUUAAACGCAUGAUAUUGUAAACGAGACAGGCCACUCUACGACUCUAAAAAUACUCUAACUCCUAAUGAACAAAUCAGGAACAAGGACCUAUCGAAUUGACUGAACGCAUAUAAAUGUAUUUAAAAGGAGGAAGGAAUAAUUCUAACGACUCUAUUUUAUUAACAAUUAUUAACGGUCGGAAUACUCUACGAUAUAUAUUGAGAAGGACCUAGAGGUAAUUUCGAAAGGGCUUUACAAAUUUCUCAUCGAUACGCUUUGCGACCACGAGAGAAUUGCAAGUUUUUAUUUUAUAUCACACAGAUUUAUUUUUAAAACUUUAAGUGAUACAAUAUAUAAUUGAAGUUGAUUACCUCUCUCUCGGAGCCCAGCCAAUUGGCAAGUGUAUUUGGCAAGAGCUAACGAUCCAAAUUGCAUUGAAAAGAAAAAGUAUAUAGUAGAAUUAACGCGUGUAAAUAAUCAUUGACGUUGUAUUGUUGCGAGCUUGUGAGACAAAAUGUAUAAUAAUUAUUUUAAACGCUUAAGUCAGUGGUUGUACAUAACGUGUGAACAAGAAGGGCAAACAACGUAUUUGAAAUACUAUAUAGAUGGCAGGGGACACACUUGUUAACCCUCUUGAAUACAAGGGUUAAACGAUGGACAACAGUGGGUCCGGAGUGGUGCAAGUGUUUGUGGGCGAAUGGAGCCCCGAAUAUGAGGCGCUCUCCAUUAAAGCCACGAAACAAACCUCAUCAGCCGAGAUAGUGGAAUGUAUUAUCGAAAGACUCGGACUGGUUGACGCUUCUGUCUCGAAUGGCUACGAGUUGGCAGAAGUGGUAGGGAAUUCUGUCGGGCAGGAAUGUAAGGAAAGGAGACUCGGCCCCGCCGAGUGCCCCGUAGCACUCAUGUUACUGUGGCCGAAAAACGAUACUCAGCAAGAAUAUUACAGAUUUUACCUACGGAAGAAGCAACCGGAUUAUUUGUGGUCUGACAGUAGGUUUCCUAUGGAUCCUCAACUCCUGAAAGACUAUUUUAAUAGAUUCCUUUAUCAACCGCGUGACAAGGAAUACCCAGAUCUGUGUCAGCUCCCGGAUCUGAACGAGCAAACGCUACUGGAUAAUUUGAGGGCAAGGUUUCUGGCUGGCAACAUAUACACUUAUGUUGGCAGCAUCCUGAUCGCCCUGAAUCCAUUCAAAUUCUACCCUAUCUACAAUCCGAAAUAUGUGAAAUUGUAUCAGAACAGAAGAUUGGGUCCGGACAUACCUCCUCAUAUAUUUGCCAUAGCCGAUGCAGCUUACCAUUGUAUGCUUAAGGAGAAGAAGAAUCAGUGUAUCGUUAUUAGUGGUGAAAGCGGUUCUGGUAAAACUGAAUCAACGAAUUUUCUGUUGCAUCAUUUGACGGCGCUUAGUCAAAAGGGUUCGCAUGGCAGCGGUGUGGAACAGACGAUACUCAGCGCUGGACCUGUUCUAGAAGCGUUCGGCAACGCAAAAACGGCCCAUAAUAACAACAGCAGUCGCUUUGGGAAAUUUAUCCAGGUGAAUUACAAGGAAAAUGGAAUGGUCCACGGUGCUGUGGUUCAAAAAUAUCUUCUGGAGAAGUCGAGGAUCGUUUCUCAAGGACGAAAUGAGAGGAAUUAUCACGUGUUUUAUUAUCUAUUGGCUGGCGCGAACGAGCAAGAGAAGCAGCUGUUGCACUUGGAGAGCUGUGAUCGGUACAAUUACUUAAAUAAAAGCGGUUGCUAUGGACUGGAAAAUAUCGACGAGCGGCAUGAAUUCUCGAGAUUAAAACAAUCUAUGGAAAUGGUGGGCUUUACGGCGGAAAAGCAAAGGCGACUCUUCGCAGUUCUGUCGGCAGUCCUUCUGCUAGGUAAUGUUGAGUUUCAUCCGAGAAAAUCGUAUCACCAUCACGACGAAGCUGUAGGGGUUAAAAAUCCAGAAGUAGUUGCGUUGAUAUCGGAGCUUCUCCGAGUGAAACAAGAGACACUGUUGGCCGCACUCACUGCCAAACGUGCAAGAGCUUCCGGCGAGACUUUAGUCAUCAACUAUAGACUUCCCGAAGCGAUUGCGGCACGCGAUGCCAUGGCAAAGUGUCUGUAUGGAGCUUUAUUUGAUUGGAUUGUGCUGCAGGUGAAUCAUGCCCUGCUUUCUAAGAAGGAUACUCUCAGAGAUCAUCAAGGCAAUAGUAUAGGUGUAUUAGACAUAUUCGGCUUUGAAGAUUUCAAAACGUGCAACAGUUUCGAACAAUUGUGCAUCAAUUACGCGAAUGAACAGUUACAACAUUACUUUAACCAACAUGUUUUCCAAUACGAGCAACGAGAAUAUAGAAAGCAGGGAAUUAGAUGGACAGACAUAGGGUACAGCGACAACUCCGGAUGUCUCAAUCUCAUCGAGGGGAAACCGAACGGUCUCUUGUGUCUUCUUGAUGACCAGUGCAAUUUUCCCGGUGCGACGAACGAGACGUUGCUACAGAAAUUUAACACUGUGCACAAAGAGAAUCCGUUCUAUGAGGCGCCGCAGCGCCGAGAGGCGGCAUUUGUUGUACGCCAUUACGCCGGUGCGGUCAAGUACCAAGCUGCCAAUAUGAGAGAAAAGAAUCUGGACUUAAUGAGACCCGAUGGCGUAGUUGGAGUAUUGAAAAAUUCCUCCCUUGCCUUUGUGCGGGAGUUAGUCGGCGCUGAUCCAGUCGCCGUAUUCCGAUGGGCCAUAUUGCGGGCCUUCUUUCGCGCUCACUUUGCAUUUCAAGAAGCCGGUCGAGCGCACAGACACGGUAGAGUUGAUGGCAACAAGACGUCUGUGCAAAACAGGUACAGAACACCCAACGAAAAUUUAAUAAGUUCACACAAACAUACUCGCCCACCAAGUUAUCAGAAGCAGCGCAGCGUAUGUUUACCAUCGGCUACUCCUUCUGCUACAUUAUCCUCCAUACAAACCGAAAACAACGACAAUAUAAACAACAAUCGUCUAUCGUGGCCACAAUUUAGAAAUAUUAAUCAGACGCAACACCCGUCAAACGUUACCUCGACGAAGGGUGGUUACAUAUUACGGGGCAGGGAAGACCAGUCCCAUAGUAAUAAUAAAUUCAGACGAGAUAGUCACACACCGCUAGAGAGGGUGCUUCCAAAAGACGAAGCGAACGUCAUGGAACGCGCCAAUCAGAUUGUCAUGAAAAAUAAAUCGUUUCGGCCGAGGGAACGCGGUAAGAAAGGUCUAAAAAAUCUGCAGACUGUAAAGACACUCGCAGGAAGAACUCAGAGCUACGGUACUGGGCCGGGAAAGGCCAGAAAACAGCCUAUGACCGUUUCCGCGCAAUUUCAGCAGAGCCUGCACAGUUUGAUGGACACUCUGAAUCAGGCGAAUCCUUUCUUCAUCAGAUGUAUCAAGAGCAACGCUAAUAAAGUACCGAAUGAAUUUGACGAGGAAACGGUGCAACGACAGCUGCGCUACACAGGCAUGUUGGAGACUGUCAGAAUAAGGCAGGCCGGUUUCAACGUGCGAUUAACUUACGAGGAAUUUAUACAACUUUAUCGAAUGCUACUUCCCAAGGGUCUUCUGAGCUCGCAAUCCGACGUGAGGGACUUCCUACUGACACUCAACCUCAACAGAGAUAAUUAUCAGUUGGGUACUACCAAGGUCUUCCUCAGAGAGUCCGAAAAGAUCAAACUAGACAUUGAACUCCACCAGCAAAUCAUAACGAGUAUCACUACUAUACAGAAAUGGUUCCGCGCUUGUCUGGAAAGGAGGAAGUUCCUUAGAUUGAAAAAUGCCAUUGUACAAAUACAAUCUUUCUGGAGAAUGGUCUCAGCGCAACGGCUAGCCCAGGUUCUUCGUGCAAGAAUCGAAGCCGCAGUACAUAUACAAACUGCCUGGAGAGCGUACAAACAACAGAACUGGUUUAAAAAAUUGAAGUCGUGCGUAAUCACUUUCCAGGCAUACGUUAGAGGAAAUAAUGCCAGAAAGAGAUUUAACGAAUUGAAGAAGCGAAAAAGACUUUUGCCAGACAAAAUUCAAGAAGUCAAAAAAAUUCAAGAAUACAAGGAGCUUAUGUACGAUAAAGUGUGCGCCAAAGAUAGCGAUGAAUUUGCGGAGGAUCGAAGUCUGACAGAAUAUGGCGAAUUACCUCGCAAAGUAGAAUCUCAAAAUCGCCUCGCGUCAGCAAGGAGCGAUAAUGCAUAUCGAGACAGCACUUUGGAUACAAAUAUCUCGUACUCCAAACGAAAGCUGACUCCGAACAAACGAAUUUUGCGCGAAGCCACACCGUUGAAGAACACGGAAGCCUAUCAUUUCGACGAGAUGACAGAGCGUAAAAGUAGUCUCGAGAGUCUGACCAGCCUGAGGAGUUACGAAUCUCAAGCCAGCAUCAACAGUUCUGAAUCGCAAGAGAACUCCGGCUCGAGGCCGGUGCCGAGCACGAGGACAAAACGCGGCGAUCAUUCGCCGGCGGUCGCAUCGAAUGCAAGUCUAAUGAACGCGUCCAGUCGACUCUCCUCCGCGAGUAGAAGAACCGACAGUUCCUCGACGGGGUACAGUGACGGUGAGACCGAGAGCGAGACUCCGAGCGCCGUGCAAAGUGCCCCGCCUGUUUUCAAUACGAGCCCGCCGUACGUCAGUUCGCGUGACAUGAAGUAUCACCCCGCCAACGUAAAUCUGGCGCACAGUCCGAAUUCGGAUAUCUGGCGUCGCAGAGUGGAUUACUCGCCCGGCAAUUACAGCGACUACUUCAUGUCGGUACCUCAGAAAGCAACUAUUACCCGUUCUCCGAACGUUGCCCAUUACAAGAAUUUGACGGAUAGCGUUUUUGAGCAGGCCCGACAGGAGAAGCCUAACGAGGCAGCGAACUAUAAUGUCAAACUCGAUACGAGCGAUCGCUUCGUUCAGAUGGAAAGCUUGGCGAGCGGCAAGCAACAACGUGGGCUCAGUGACAACAACGUAGCUAAUGAGCGAAUGGAAAGUAUCCCGGUAUCGCCGGUAAAGCGAGAUCAAACCAAGCACGGAUCUACCAAGAAUAUCAAAGAUCUUGCUUACUUGCGGCGACAAAACUCGGAAGGAGAUACUACGAUGAAAAUCGUGGAUGUCAAUGACGACAGUACUUUGAAGAGCACUUUAUUGAGGGGAACGUCUCCAAAGGAAAAGAACUCGCGUUCGAAAGAGAAGUACGAACCGGACGUGCCGGUGAGAAACGCAAGACGAAAUAGACCUUCGAGGGAGGUUCAGUGUCGAUCUAUGGGCGAGAGCGUGGUCGGAGCUAACACGGAAACGCGAAAUCUGCUUCUCGGUACGAUUAAGGAAAGCGACUUGAAUAAAACGACAAACGUAUGGUCUCGGAAAGAUUAUCCGCACGAGACCACUUCUCGAUCCGUUACGGAUUGGCCCAUGAACAAGAAUGAAGCUACUUACAAGGUACAGCAGCCCGGUAAACGCAUGAGAUCCAACGCGAUCACGACUCUCGAGCUGCGAAGGCGAAACUCCGAUCCAGCUACGAAGAUCUCGGGUCUGAGCGAAGAUAAAAUGGGACAGGACACCAGCUCGAACGAUCUGAAACUCGCGCCUGGUAUGAAUCUUCUUGAAUGGAAAGGCAAUGUGUUUACUUUGGCCGGCCACCGUUUCCGAAAAGUGGCGAGAUUUGCGAAGGACGACGUAUGCGUGUGCUGCCACGAGAAAAUGGACGCGUUCGUGACGCAAGGCUACAAGUGCUCGGAAUGCAAGCAGCUGUAUCAUGUCAAGUGCAUUCAAAACGGCGGAGUACUGAAAAUGCCGUGCUUACUGGCCAACACGCCGAGCAGACGGAAAAACAGGAAACCACCGCGCACACCGUACGAUACUACGAAACAAACGGUCGCGUCCAAAUUCAGUUUAACCGGCACGUCAGCCUUCUCCGAUAGCACGGACAAGAUCAUUUCCGACGCCAAGGAGUUGGCGCUGAUGCAAGACUUCAUCACCAAGAAGAUCUACAAGAUGGAGAGUCAAGAGGAGGGACGAAAACCGAGCGAGGUGGAUCGCGUUUUCAAGCAGGCCCUUAGAAAAUUCAAGGACGACCUGGUGAUCACGUAUAGCGUCGCCAUACAGCAAGGCGUGGAGGGCAACAUCAAGUACACCGAUUUGAUCGCGAACUUUCUCCACGUUAUGGAAACUGUCUGCAAGCAAGAGAACACGAGGGAAGACUUUCCUGUAACGAUGGGCGUGAAUGCGUUCAGAGGCUUCAUGAAUGAAUUCAUGGCGAUGGUUAAAACUGAAGCUCCUGAAAAGCAGAGCAAAAGCAAACGGAAGAAGGAGAAGAAGCGGAAGCAGGAAGAGCCCAUACGACAUGGCAGUCACAUGUUUCAGUUGACCAUCAUCAACAUACCCACCGCUUGCGAAUUCUGCUCGUUUUUCUUCAUGUGGCCUAUUGAACGGGGACUCGUUUGCCAGAAUUGUAAACUAACAUGCCACAAAAAGUGCUACACGAAGGUGUCGACGGAGUGCGGCAAAGACGGUUCUCUGCCUGAAACGAAUUCGCGCAAAGUAUUCGGUGUACCACUGUACAAGUUGGACUGCGGUGACGGCAAAGUACCACUCGUGGUAGAUCGAUUGAUCACGACUAUCGAGAUGCACGGUCUCUAUACCGAGGGUAUAUACAGAAAGAGUGGUGUCAGUUCGAAGGUGAGAGAGCUCAAAAUGAAAAUGGACGGGGGCGACUUGGAGAAGGUGGAUUUCGAGAACUAUCAAGUGCACGUCCUAGCGGCGGUGCUCAAGAGUUUCUUCAGAGACAUGCCGGAGCCGCUCUUGACUUACGAAUAUUACGACGACUUCCUGCACGCGGCCAACUUGACGGAUCCGCACGAUCGAAUCAGCACGCUCUUCGCCAUACUGAAGAAAUUGCCGAAACCCAAUUACGAUCUGAUGGAACGCCUGAUUGUCCACCUGGCGCGAGUAGCGCGACACGAGGUGGACAAUAGAAUGUCGCCAUCGGCUCUGGCCAUCGUUUUCGCACCGUGCAUCCUCAGAACGAACAGGACAUUGCCCGCGCAGGAUUCUCUCCAAGACGUGGGCAGGCAGACGCGCUGCGUCGAAACGAUCGUGCAGGAGAAGUUAAGAGUAGUCAGAGCGACGCUAGCGGACAUAAAUACUCUCGAGUCAGCCUGUCACACGGCGACUCACCGACUCUCCAGUUUGCGAUCGUCCAAGAUCUUCAGCCCGGAAGAGUUGAACGUGGCCGCCUCGAGCGCUGCGGGACGGGCAGCCGCGAUGGAUCGCGACAGGGAUCGAGGGGAUGAGGAGGAAGCGCUACUCGUCGACCAUAUACAAGAGAUUCAGAAGGAAAAGGCCCUCUUGACGUCUACUCUACCCAGUUUAACGAGGGCCUCCUCGGACGACGAUCUCCUCUUGUCAGCCACGGAUCUGGACGACGGGUCCCUCGACGAUCUUCUCCCAUCUUCUGCUGACGGACUCGUAAGGAAGAAGCCCGUUCAAAGGCAAAGUUCAGCAGACAAUUCGUUUCCGACGAUUAUCAAUAUGGACGACGACAUGGUAAUGGUAUGAAUAACGUCCGCGAAUAAUGCGCAUUUCGAAUGCAAUCAAUAGCAAUCCGAUAGGUGAUGCGAAAUAUCGUAUUUCGUAUUUCGGCAGAGAAUCGACAACUUUAAUUGCUGGUCUUUUCAGCCGUUUAUUAAUGUGUUGAGACGUAGUAGUGAACGCAUUACAAAUAGCUCUCGUAAUUUGUUGACUCCAUAAAAAAAAAAAGUUUAAUCGUGCGACUGAAAUAAUUCCAUUCUCUUAUCGAAGUAGAGAGGUAUCUGAAACUAUUUCGUACAAUGUAUUAGGAAGAAAACUGCACAAAUUUUAACUUACGA